Molossus molossus (Pallas's mastiff bat) is the source of this 1599-nucleotide messenger RNA. RefSeq names its product EMI domain containing 1 (gene EMID1). Bases 1 to 1386 code for a protein of 461 amino acids. NCBI's taxonomy places the organism in Eukaryota, Metazoa, Chordata, Mammalia, Chiroptera, Molossidae. Gene Ontology annotation, molecular function: protein binding. The record is from RefSeq and is a predicted model, not a curated record. The transcript has 16 exons.
AUGGGCGGCCUGCGGGCCUGGGCGCUGCUCUGCCUGGGGCUCCUGCUCCCGGGAGGGAGCGCUGCAUGGAGCGUCGGGGGAGCCCCGUUCUCGGGACGCAGGAACUGGUGCUCGUAUGUGGUGACCCGCACCAUCUCAUGCCAUGUGCAAAAUGGCACGUACCUUCAGCGAGUGCUGCAGAAUUGCCCCUGGCCCAUGAGCUGCCCGGGGAACAGCUACAGAACCGUGGUGAGACCCACAUACAAGGUGAUGUACAAGACAGUGACCGCCCGGGAGUGGAGGUGCUGCCCCGGGCACUCGGGGGCUAGCUGCGAGGAAGUUGCAGGCUCCUCUGGCUUCGUGGAGCCCAAGUGGUCGGGCAAAGCCAUGCGACAGAUGAUGCUUCGGCCCACAGUCUUCUCAGGUUGUGCCAACUGCAGCCAAGUGUCGGAGCUGACGGAACGGCUAAAGUUGCUGGAGGCCAAGGUGGCGGUGCUGACUAUCACCGAGCGGGCAGUGCCCCCAACCCCAGCUGCCCCUGAGGACCCCGCCCCACUCUGGGGCUCCCCAGCUGCCCAGGGCAGCCCUGGGGAUGGAGGCCUCCGAGGGCUGCCGGGAGCCAGAGAAAACGAGAGGGCCCCACUGCUCCCUCGAGAUGACCGAGUUGGUGCCUGGGGGCUUCCUGGGCCCAUUGGCCCCAAGGGAGACACUGGCAGCCGGGGUCCAACAGGAAUGAGAGGCCCACCAGGUCCACAGGGCCCUCCAGGGAGCCCUGGCCAGGACGGAGCUAUGGGCAUCCCUGGAGAAAGGGGCCCUCCUGGCCCCCCUGGACCUCCGGGCCCCCCUGGCCCCCCAGCCCCCAUUGGGCCACCCCAUACCCAGAUCUCUGAGCAUGGGGACCCAUUUCUGUCUAACACCUUCACUGAGACCAGCAGCCAUUGGCCCCAGGGACCAGCUGGGCCUCCCGGACCCCCAGGGCCUGUGGGUCCCCCCGGACCUCCUGGUCCCAUGGGCAUUCCUGGGAGUCCUGGACAUAUAGGACCCCCAGGCCCCUCUGGACCCAAAGGAAUUUCCGGCCACCCAGGAGAAAAGGGCGAGAGAGGACUGCGUGGAGAGCCGGGCCCCCAAGGCUCCAUGGGACAGCGGGGAGAACCUGGCCCCAAAGGAGACCCUGGUGAGAAGAGCCACUGGGCUCCUAGCUUACAGAGCUUCCUGCAGCAGCAGGCUCAGCUGGAGCUCCUGGCCAGACGGGUCACCCUGCUGGAAGCCAUCAUCUGGCCAGAACCAGAGGGGUCAGGGGCAGGCCCUGCUGGCAUGGGCACCCCCAACCUCCUUCGGGGCAAGAGGGGAGGACACACAACCAACUACCGGAUCGUGGUCCCCAGGAGCCACAACGAGAGAGGCUGAGGGCUGUGGCGGCCCCUUGGGUGGGCCAGGCCAGGCUUCCCUUCCCAGCCUGGAGCUGGCCAGCUGCCUCCAGGGACCGCCCGUCCAUAUUUAUUAUUGUCCUCAGGGUCCCUCUGCCACCUAGGCCUUUGGAGUAAGCAGGUCUAGGUCCUGGCAUCCCAAGCACGUCUGCCACAUAUGAGGCUGAGCAGGGACUGGGGCCUGAGAGAGAGG